AUGGCACGUCAGCAACAAGACGUGGACGAACUUUUCGAAAUAAAAAAUUAUUUUUAUAUUGGAAAUUACCAACAAUGCAUAAACGAGGCACAAAAACUGAGAAAGCCGUCAACGCCCGAAGUAGCCAUCCAAAGAGACUUCUACACCUACCGGUCCUAUAUGGCACAAAAUAAAUUCCUAGUAGUAUUAGAUGAAAUCCACGGGGCAUCUCCUCCAGAAAUCCAACCCCUAAAAUACCUCGCUGAUUACUUAGCUGGUAAAAUCAAGAAGGAUUCUGUGGUCGCCCAAGUGGAGCAACAAGUACAAGCGAAUGCUAACAAUGAUACUCUAAUUUUGGUAGCAGCUACUAUUUAUGUUAACGAAGGCAAUCUUGAAGCUGCAUAUAAAGUUUUGCACGCCACAGAAAGCCUCGAAGCAAUGGCGUUUAUUAUAGAUAUACUUUUAAAAUUGGAUAGAGUAGAUUUGGCAAGGAAGAAGCUCAAAGAAAUGCAAGAUAAGGAUGAUGAUGCAACUUUAACACAACUGGCUCAAGCUUGGAUUAAUGUUGCCACUGGUGGAGAUAAACUCCAGGAUGCCUACUACAUUUACCAAGAACUUGUAGACAAAUAUGGAUCCACUCCAUUGUUACUAAAUGGACAAGCAGUGACUUUCAUUGGUCAAGCCAAAUAUGAGGAAGCCGAAGCUGCUCUUCAAGAAGCACUUGAUAAGGAUGCCAACUAUCCUGAUACACUUGUUAACAUGAUCACCCUUCAGAGACAUAUGGCUAAAGCACCAGAGAUUGCUAAUAGAUAUCUAUCUCAGUUGAAAGAUGCAAAUCCUGAUCAUCCAUACAUUCGUGAUCUGAAGAUAAAAGAAAAUGAUUUUCACAGGAUUUGUCAGCAAUAUUCCCCUUCAGUUUCAGCCAUUCCAGCUUAA
Diabrotica balteata is the source of this 915-nucleotide messenger RNA. The record is from the annotation of a GenBank genome assembly. Lineage: Eukaryota; Metazoa; Arthropoda; Insecta; Coleoptera; Chrysomelidae.